UUUUUUUUUUUUUUUCUGGGGCAAAAUAAUAAAAGUGCAUAAGCCUGUUAAUUUUAUUUGUUUGCAUUUUCUUUUAACUAUGUCAAUUUUUAUUAGACAAUUUAAACCUAUUACAUUUAUUGCUACUCGAUAUUAUACAAGUGGUGCUGUUGAAGCAGCACCUCUCAUUACACGUCUUAAGGAUGAUCGUAAGACUUUUAUGAAAACUAAAAAGCAGCCUGAUUUAAAUGUCGUUAAGGGUCUUUUAAGUGAUUUUACUUAUUAUAUAAAAAGUGAAAAUUUUAAAGAAGGCACUUCAGAAGAUCAAGCCCUCAUGUCUGUUUUACAAAAGGCCAUAAAACGUCGUCAAGACUCCAUUAACCAGUAUGAAUCAGGAGGACGACCUGAAUUAGCAGAACAAGAGCGUCAAGAGCUUCAAAUACUUCAAGAUUAUUUACCCGAGCAGAUGAGUCCUGAGUUGAUUGAAACAGAGCUUCGAGAAAUUAUUCAUAGACUGGGUGCAACAACAAUGCGGGACAUGGGUAAGGUUAUGAAAGCUUGGAACCAUGAUAGUUCAGUUGCCGACCGUAAGCUUGUGUCUGAUAUUAUUAAAAAGUUAUUGCAAUAAAAAUAAAAGAAAAAGAAAAAGAAAAAGAAAAAGUAAAAGUAAAAGUAAAAAAAAAAAA
Molecule: messenger RNA, 665 nt
Organism: Cokeromyces recurvatus
Lineage: Eukaryota; Fungi; Mucoromycota; Mucoromycetes; Mucorales; Mucoraceae
Product: Yqey-like protein-domain-containing protein
Exons: 2
Coding region: 80-607 (175 amino acids)
Cellular component (GO): mitochondrion
Molecular function (GO): carbon-nitrogen ligase activity, with glutamine as amido-N-donor
Source: RefSeq, a predicted model, not a curated record